This is a messenger RNA of Oncorhynchus keta (chum salmon), 5009 nucleotides long. RefSeq names its product high mobility group protein HMGI-C-like. Gene Ontology annotation, cellular component: nucleus; chromatin. Lineage: Eukaryota; Metazoa; Chordata; Actinopteri; Salmoniformes; Salmonidae. Gene Ontology annotation, biological process: regulation of DNA-templated transcription. Gene Ontology annotation, molecular function: transcription coregulator activity; DNA binding. The record is from RefSeq and is a predicted model, not a curated record. The transcript has 7 exons. The coding region runs from base 350 to 727 and encodes 125 amino acids.
GGAGCAUGCUUUAAUAGAGAAAGUAUGCAAUGUUCAUAUAUGCUCCAGCUCCAACCCCCAUCAUACUUCAACAGGGGUAUUCGUGAGCAAACGAGGAUUACGGCAGACAAACGUAAGGGAUCACACACAAACAGAGUGCGAUAGAGGAAAGGAGGGAGGGGAAGAGGGAGAGAAAGAACGUAAGGAGGCAGUGUCCAGUUUAUUCCAAGGCUAACAGCAAAACCAACUGGUGGGGGAGCAAGGUACCAAUCACGGCUAUAACCUCUCCCUAACCCUCUCCCCUGAGGCCUGAGCUCUGGGCAUCCAAGCCCACACCCCCAUUUCACUUCGCUGGUGGACAGACACAGGGAUGAGCAACAGUGGGACCAAGGAGCCGUCACCACAGCCAGGAGUGGCCCAAUCACCUGCCUCCACACCUCCACGCAGGGGCCGGGGACGCCCACGGAAACAACAACAGGAGCCCACUGGCCCCCCAACUCCAAAGAGACCCAGAGGACGACCCAGAGGAAGUAAGAACAAGGGGCCUCGUGCCACACCCAAGAAAGUAGAGCCAGUCGGGGAGAGAAGACCUCGGGGCCGGCCAAGGAAAUGGCCCCAGAAAGUAGUUCAAGAGGUGAUCCAGGAACAGCAGAGUCCUUCAGAAGAAACUGAGGGCCCCUCACAGUCUCUGCCAGCUGAGGCUUCGCCAUCUCAGGCUCCAGCCCAGGAAGUGGCAGAGGGGGAGUAGACAAUGUGCCACAAAACUACCUCAAGGUUUGGGCAGAGACAAAGAGGUGUACAAUCUAACCUCCAUUGUCUUGAGGAUUCCAAAAACAACAGAUAAUAGCCCUGCUUUGUAGAACAGUAGGCCUGAUGGUGGUAUUGUGACUGGAGUCUGUCCAGCACUGAGGCUGGGUCAAUGAUGGACAUAGCUUUGGUCAGUUGAUCGAUUACUUAGGAUUCGGGUCAGUGGGUGGGGCUGUUCAGAGAUUGGUUGAUGCGUGCGUGUAUGCGUUUGUGGUGUUAAUGGUGGGGAGGGUUUAAAAAAAAAAGGAUGCAGCUGCUGUCAUUAAAUGUGACUGACAUUUCAAAACACAUUACCGGGACAAGAUUCAUGACCCAUUUGAUCCUAUUGUCACACGAGAGCUCGGCUCAAACGUAACUGUCUGUCCUGAUUGUGAAGAAUCACGGGGAUAUUUUGUUAGAUAUACGUUGGAAUGGGAAUACAUGAACGUGAACAGAAUUAAGUCUGAACUCAACAGUGACAUGACUUCACAUCACACAUCAGGUUUUGUUUUUACUACAUUGCUCUAACCACACUCAAUAAAACCUUAGGGGGCCAUACUUGCGAACGUUAGAACAAGUUUUUGUUCAAGUUUAAGCAUCUGCCAAUUUAAAUUGUUGACAUAGUUGGAUAUGAUCAAAUGCUACACGUUGGCUGUUCCCAUUAAAUAACCUGGCACAUUUAGCCCUAUGCUAACCUCACCAGGUGGCAGUGAUUAUUUCCUGUAACAAAUCCUGCAUCUGCCUAUCAAAGAUCUUAAACUUUUUCUACACAAACCAAUGGCAUUUCUUAAAAUAGGUGAACUUGCCCAGAGGGGUAUAUUUAAACCUCCAAAUUCAAGGUUGACUUUUGUUCCACUUCACUUGGUCUCUAGUGUAGAGUGACGAUAUUGCAGGAUCAUCGCGUCCUUGACUAGGCUACUCACCAACGUUACGUUAGACAAAGCUUGUUAUCACACAUAUAACAAAAUCGUAUGUUUUUGCUUGUCCAUUCCACAUACAUCCAUGUGCUUUUUACAGAGAAAAUGUAAAGGAGGUCUAUGCAACAUUGAUCGUACAUCGUCAAAAAAGUAUUUACAAAAUAUAGAACUUUGAAAAUACAUAGUGUCACAGUGUGAUGUGUUCUGCAAUACGCAUCAUACUGAGACACUUUCUGUAUUUUAAAGUUCUACAUCUUGAAAACUCAAUUGCUGACAUCAACAGUGAAAGAAAUACCUAAAGGUAGUUUUGUGAGUAGAAUCUUCCUUUAAUAAUACAUAUAUAAUAUUGUACGUAUAAGUGCAGCCUACAUAAGAAAUUAAGUGGUGUUUUUGGUCUAACAGUAAUCUUAUACGAUGAUAUUAUAUUCGGUAUGUUAAGCCUAUGCAAAAUACAAAUGAAUCAUUAAGUGUCUUGCGAGACACCGAUUCAGCUUUGAUCCAAACUUGAUUAAACAAGCACCAUUCUGGGAGGUGGUGGAGCGCCGUUCUGACACUGGCAGCACUACACCCCGUGCGUAGCAGUAGCCUACGUGUCGGUCUGCAAGAGGGACUCCAAAAAGUUCCUCAUUAAAGACAUUUGUAAAUCUUAAUUUACAAGGUUCUGGCUGCACUACACACUAUCACAAUAAAUGUCAUUCAACAUUUCAAAGGAAGAAAACAUUAUCUCCCCUGGGAUUCAAGCUUGCCGCAAACGGCAAAUGGUACCAGGAACCAGGCUGGCGACACUGUGAGCUAAUUGUCCACUUGAAGUUGCUUGUGUUGUUUCAGUAACUUUGAAUAGCAGAUCCUGACCUUUGACUUCUGUUAAGGGCGCUUCCAUGGACAAGUGUUGGAUAAUGUCCAAAUACGUAUUUUGAUUAGCUGAUACAGAAUUUCAACCAGAUAUAAAUACACAUAUAUACAGCCACCUGGUGAGCUUAGCAUGUGUCAGGUUAUGUAAUGGGAACAGCUAACAUGUAGCCAGCCUUUGAUCACGUACAACUACAUCAACGAUUUUAAUUGGCUGAUGCUUAAACUAAAACUUCAACCUGUUCUAUUGUUCACAAGUAUGGCCCCCAGGUAUUUUUUGACAUAAUAUGGCUAUUCAGGUGUGAUUCAUGUGUUAUUCUACUCAGUUAUGAUAUUAUUCCAUUUUUAUUGUGUAUUUCUGAUCUGUUUUUGACAUUCACAAUAUUACUUGACACACAUAAACCUCAUUAAGACCAUAACUCACCUCAGUUCCUUUGCCUUUCAGUCUACCUCAGUCACAGAAAAGCAGAGGAGAACUCUUUAUAGCCUCUCCCCAUACCAAAAAAACAAACAAAGACACACACACACACACACACACACACACACACACACACACACAGACACACACACACACACACACACACACACACACCUACUCAGGACAAUCCCAUACACACUGUACCCACUAGCCUCACACUCUCACUUCCACUUCCAUGCUGACUGACUCUUUAAGCGGGUCCCAGCAGCAGCCUUUAGUGGUAAUGCUCUGAUGAAAUAUCUGAGAUAAGACUUGGGUCUAGAUUCUAUCAGAUCCGUGCUACAUUCACAUAGCGGUUGUUUUUGGAGGGGGAACUGCGUUGGAGUUGUCAAAUCCACAAGCGGCUCCCUGAGUUACCUUAUCGCGGACACUGCCAUUAGAUGGAACGAAACCACACCCGGCUUUAUAUCCAACAGAUCUAUCAUGGAUCAUUUCUAUCAUGGAUAGAGCCUACACUUUCUAUCGCCUUUUGGGGCUAACGCAGGGAUAGGGAUAAUAAGGAAGGGAAGGGUUGGUGGCACACAUGAUUAGUUAGCUCCUACCGUAGUAAUACUGGACCUCUAACUCUGCCAAAACAUCACCUAUGCGGAUGUCGGUUAACGUGGGUUAACACUCGAUCUGAUUGAAUCGAGACCUUGGUCUAUCUACCUGGGUUCAAAAUGACCCAAUAUUUUACUGUUUACUGUAGUUGGUUACUUACUCAUGACUUUAAAAAAAACAUUUUUUUAUCACGACCUCUGUAAGCCCUUACAUUUUUCCCUCUCUUCACUUUUUACGUAAGAUACCAUGCGAUCAUUAUUUAAUUUCAAGCUUUCACUUUCACACUACAGAUGUGUUGCAUUAACAAUCCUAACAUUAGUUGAAUUGAUGUCAGUGAAGUGACGUGAAAUAGUGAGUUAACAUUUUGUUUUGGAUCUUACUGUAAUGUAUUUCUGGAGUGCGUGGACUUAUCCACGUGCAAUCUUUUUCUUAGGGAAAGUUCAAGAGUUUAGUUUUCUGUCAAUUGCAAGUUAGAUAUGUCUGUGAGUCUUUUCCAACCUAGACUUUUUCUCUUGAUACUUCACCUCUUUGGAUGGCAUCACUGUUUGCGCUGUGGACUACCUCUGAAACUAGUCUGCUUUGGCCCUCAGAGGGGUGACUGGCUGGUUUUUAGCUUUGCUUGUCCCCUGCAAUCUUACCAUAGCUAUGGAACAACUAUAUCAGAGGUCCACUCAUCUCACGUUGUCCUUAUCAGCAUACUGUAUAUAGAUGUAGGAUCUUAAUUUGAUCACAUUUUUGUUGCUGAGAUUUUCCCUUGCACUGCAGGAAAUGCAAACUUGUAGUAUAUGAGAUUGAAAAAGGCUUCUUAAGGUUGUGAAUUCCACUUUGAAAUUUCAGACUUGAUUUGCCCUAAUGAAAAAUGUAUCAAACCUUACAAAAAUGUAAUCCACAUAAGAAUUCAAAUUUCUUGUUGCUGCAGGUUUAUGUUUCUGCUGUAGCAAACUGGAUCAAAUGAAGAUCCUACAUCUGUAGGUAAAUACACCCAAAGUACUGUACUAUGACGUCAGUAAGAGUGCCUCCUAACCUAACCACAGUCAUACCUCAGCAAUGUCAGGAUAGCCACUAUCUAUAUUUUAAUCACAGUGUUGCUCUAAAUGAGCUGACUGAUAUUGAUAUAUUCAGUAUAAACAUUUUAGGAGUUUAUUUCAUGUACUUGCUGUUAUGCUUUAUUGUAUGAGGGUUUUUAAAUAUUGAAUAGAGUAGUUAGGUUCUCUUAUCUUGUAACAUCUCCAGUUUUAAUCUUUUUUGUGUUUGCGAUCGAUGAAAAGGUCUCCCUUUUUAUUUUAGUCUUUCAUGUAUUGUUUUGAUUUAUUUUAGAUUUCAAUCCAUUUUGAACUUGAAUACGCAACUCAAAUGGCUGUUUUCUCAUUUGACUCUGAUCUGUCUCGCUUCAUUGUGUGUUUGCAUGAGUAUAGAGGUGCUACUUGGUCUUUCUGUUACCAAUAAAAAAGGUUCACAUA